Molecule: messenger RNA, 966 nt
Organism: Onychomys torridus (southern grasshopper mouse)
Lineage: Eukaryota; Metazoa; Chordata; Mammalia; Rodentia; Cricetidae
Product: ankyrin repeat domain-containing protein 26-like
Exons: 5
Coding region: 1-864 (287 amino acids)
Source: RefSeq, a predicted model, not a curated record
AUGAAGAAGAUUUUUGGCUUCAGGAGCAAGGGCCCAUCGCCUUUAGGCCCCUCCGCCAGCCCGCGGAACAACUGCGUGGGCUUUGGGCAUGAGAGUGCAGGCGGCUCCCACAUGCCCAAGUACCACAUUCACGACAAGGAUAUGGGCAAGAUCCACAAGUCUGCCAGCGUGGGUGAUGUAGCCAAAGUACAGCACAUCCUUAUCCUUGGGAAAAGUGGCGUGAACGAUAGAGAUAAGAAGGACAGGGUUGCCCAUGUUGAUAACUUUAUCCUGCAAGAUGUCACUGCUCCUCACCAAGAGUCACUUAAGGCCCAGCCUUCUUCAUUACCAAACUGUAGCAUUUUAUUCCUGCAGAUUGAGGAUCUUACAUCAAAACUGGAAACUUUAUCUUCAAAAUGUCUACAUCUGGAUAAGAAAAAUCAGUGUCUUCAGCAGGAAUUGCUACUGAUGAAAACUGUGCAGAGGAAGUGCGUGAAACUAGAGAAGAACAAGAAGGAACUGGAAGAAGAAGUGGUCAGCCUCCGAAGUCACAUGGCAAGGACCCUGGUGGAGCAGAGUGAGCUGCAGCAGUACAAGCAGGCGGUGGAGGAGCGAGCGAGGCUAGACCUGGUGGAAAAGUUAAAACAGGUCAACCUCUUCCUGCAGGCACAGGCAGCCUCUCAGGAAAACCUGGAGCAGCUAAGAGAGAAAAGUAACGCUUCAGUGAGGAGUCAGCUGGAGCUCCGGAUUAAAGACCUGGAAUCCCAGCUCUCCAGAAAGAAGACUCAGGAAGACUUUGAUAAAAUAGAACUAGAAAAAUAUAAGCAACUCUACCAAGAAGAAUUCCGAAUUAGAAAAUCACUGUCAAGCAAACUGAACAAGUAAGGCACGGACAACAGUGAGUCUCAGAAAAUAUGACCCAGAUGUAUCUCUACAGCAGCAUUUUCAGUGAGACCGGGAGGCUGGGAAGGCUAACUAGACAGUACA